This is a messenger RNA of Drosophila simulans, 10303 nucleotides long. RefSeq lists its product as uncharacterized. The transcript has 3 exons. NCBI's taxonomy places the organism in Eukaryota, Metazoa, Arthropoda, Insecta, Diptera, Drosophilidae. Gene Ontology annotation, biological process: positive regulation of MAPK cascade. Gene Ontology annotation, cellular component: terminal bouton. The record is from RefSeq and is a predicted model, not a curated record. Gene Ontology annotation, molecular function: transmembrane receptor protein tyrosine kinase activator activity; protein binding. The coding region runs from base 1288 to 2970 and encodes 560 amino acids.
AAGUGGUUGAGCGGCCGCAGCGCUCAGUAUAGAGCGAACAGUCGUUUCGAGCUCGAGUUUUUCCCGCUGACCGAGAGCACACAAGCUGGAGCUGAGGAAGCCCAGAAGCAGCAGUAGCAGUAGCAGCAGGAGCAGCAGGAGAAAGCAGAGAAAGCGGCGAAAGGAGCAGGGAGCCAGGAGCCAGGAGAAAGAGCAAGGAGAAAGGAGAAAGGAGCCAGUGAGAGAGCGGAGAGUAGCCAGCCCAGCAGCCAGCGGUUCGUCCGAGGAGUGAAAUUCGAGGCGGAGCGUGCAGGGAGUGGGUGUACGAGUGCGACUACGACAACGACUGCCACAUAAAGUGGAAAUCCGAAACGCCUUGAGGAGCGGCAGCGACGUCGACGCGGACAGCGACAGCGACCGCGACGCCGACCGAGGCAGAGCCAGUGGCAGAGGGACACGCGUCAGGCGGCCAAGCAAAAGGCAGACAAACAGGCAAAUCCUGCUGAGACGACACGACGAGUCCUUGCUCGUCGGUUCAAACGUGCGGAACACUCUUGGAGCCAGGCGAUAAAAAAGAAUAUAACAAAAAAAAAAAAGAAAUAUAUAUACAAAAAAACACACACUAGUAGUAAAGCUAGUCCACUAAAACAUCACUCACCCAGAACAAGGGAAAGUUUUCACACCACAAACGAAAGCUGAAUAACAACACAAGAAAAUUAUAUACCCAAGAAACCAAAGUGCCGCGAAAAAAACUAACUAAUAAGCCUAAGGUCUAAAUCGAAAUCGAGUGACUGGCCAGUGAAAAAACGCCAAGUUAAGUGCCCGAAAAAAUAUACAGAUAAUAUCGAAAAAUAACGAAACCAUAAACAACGGUCGUUGCAAGGCAUCCCCACAAAAACGCGAUAGCCAAAAAGUUUGAAAAAGAAAAAAAACACAAAAUUUCGGAAAAGUUCGAAAACUUCGAAAUAACUUCGUUCGGUGCAGGCCAGUGUAGUGCAAUGCCAGGCUUAGGCCGGCACAGUGUUGGUCAGCGGUGUGGGGCCUGAAGACCCACAAAAGCCGUGUGUGCAAAGCAUCGAAAGUCCAGAGAGAAACAUUGAUAUCGGGACUUUCCCUCACCACCAUUCACCGCCACCAGCCCCGAAAAACCACCUGCCACCUGUCUCUAUAACUCCCGCCCUCCCCCCAAACACCAUCCCCCCGGACUAGCAGACUAACUGUAUUUCCCCCUGGUAAACCCCUGGUAAACCCGAAGCCGCCAAGAUAAGCCGUCUAAUCGAGAAGCUGCGCCAGACCAACAAACGGAAAAUGUUCUGCUCGCUGGCCCAGACGCUCUUCUGCGUCCUGCUCAUCCAGGGCGGCCUCUAUGCCCUCCACCUGAGCGGAAACGGAAAUGGCAACGGGAAUGGGAAUGGGAACGGCGAGAAGUCCCUGGGCGAAGCCAAGGUUGUGCAGGUGCCCAGUCAUCCCGUUGGACCCUCGACGGGAGCCGCCGCCGCCUGGCAGACCGCACCCUCGCAGCAGCAGCAGCACCAACAGCAUCCCGGAGGAUCUCCGCCAGGCGGUGGAUCCUCGCCGCAUGGCCAUCGGUCCGCCGCAGCGGCUGCCUUUGAUGCCACCACCGUGCGGCUGAACAAGGAGAUAGCGGACAUGGCCCAGCUGGAGCGAGAGCGACUGAUGCUCCUGGCCCGCGCCAAGCAGACGGCGGAACAGCCGCCGGCGGGCAGCAAUCAUCGCGGUCAUCCCUUCAUCGCCGGCCGGAUACAGAUGCAGCCCAGCGAGGAGCUGGACGUGGGCGACUAUCCGGCGCUGCUGCAGCAGGCCGCACGGGGCUACAUCUUCGGUAAUGUGCAGAAACAGCCACCGACGCCGGUUACCCUGGAACAGGAUUAUGAGCAGCUGAGGGAUCUGGAGAAUAGACCCGUAAAAUACUACGGUAGGGUAGUGCAGCCAGCGGAGAGGGAGGAGCAGGCGGAGGCUCUCUACGAACCGCUGCACUCGUUUGGCGACUUCGAUGACUUCUCGGAACUGGAACAGGAACCGCAGGAGCCGCACUUGGGCGAGGAUGAGUUGCUGCGUGAACUGGAUGCCUAUCAGUAUCAUGGCCUGGAGGACGAACCCCUUCCGGAGAAUCCCUACCGCACACUGGAGCAAUUGGAACUGGGUGCACCCGACUCCCUGCAGCAGCUCUUCGAGCAGGAACAGGAGCAGCGAGAUGCCCCCUUCAAGACGAUGCACUCCGGCAAAACCCACAACCCGAGCAACUACAACAUAAGGGUGCAACAAAAGUGGGCCAGGAAACGAAAUGGCCAGGGCAUUGCCCAUAAUCCCGAGGCGGAAAAGCAGCUGCAGCGCCAGAUCUUCGCGCAGCACUUCAAGCCGCAGCGGAGUGGCAAACUAUCGCUGUCUGCCAACUCGGAGGCCACGGCCAGCAAGCAUCUGAAGCCAUCCAGUCGCUCCGGCUCCAAGGAUAACGAGAAGCCACAUAGCGAGCUAGGUAGCAGUGCAUCCUCUGCCGUCUCCUCCGCCACUACUUCCUCCGGGAAACAAGCCGCCGGCGAUGGACUACCUAAGCAGCAGCAGGUGGAGCAACAGUCGCAGCAGGACAAAAAGGAUCCCAGCCACAAGCGAUCCGGUUCCGGAUCGGCGGGCUCCAUGGGAUCGCCAGGAGGCGGUUACUCCGCGCAGCCACCGAUCUCACACAGCAUAGCCAGCCAGCUGAUGCUGCGCACCGCCCGCGGUCAACGGCAAUACGAUGUGCCACAAAUCGAGUGUCCUACCGCCAUGGAUGGCAUGGAGCGAUUCGCCUGCCCGAUUCCCGACCGGCAGGGCAGAUACCGCUGCAUAGACGAUCAUGUGCUGUGCGAUGGCUUCAUCGACUGUCCCGAUGGCGAGGACGAGGACCGAAGAUCCUGCAUGUUCUACAAGACGACGAAGGCCCAUCUGGAUGUGUUAGCGGAUGCGUUACUACGCUGGGCGCGAGGGCGUUAAGCUCCACCCACCCACCAACCACACACACACACACACACACAGACUCUAAUACACAGCACACACACACAGAAAAUACACCUAGCGAACUCACAUUGACAAACAAUUAGUUUUAACAUGUCGCCCCAAGCAAACAAGACCCCUGUUAAGUUAAACAUUAUCCAGGAACCAGACACACAGACAAGCCACAAACCACCCGCCUAUCCUCUGAUAUCCUUCAUGGGAAAGAUUUCCCCGAGCAAAUCCCGCAAAGAAAUCCCCAGCCACAUAAAAAUGCAGCUCGCAAUGGGCUAAAUGGACAAUUGCCAAGUAAGAAAAGCGAAAGCUAUGAUUAAAAACAAAAUGAGGCAGAAAAUGUGCUUGACGAAAGGUAUGAUUAUUAUUACACUAUUAUUAUUAAAAAUUAACUUAAUGAAAAGCCCAAGCAGAAGAUGCAGUUAUACAUACUAAAGCUAAAUUACAAUUCAGCAAAAGGACAAACAAAACAAAAAAAAACUAUGUUUUUUUCAUUUUCAAACUUGUUUCGCAGGAACAGAAAACAUAAUGAGGAAAAACAAAAUUGGGCCUAACUAUUUUUAGUAUAUAUUAAAUAAAUAUAUUAUAAAUAUAUCUUACUAUAUGAAAUAUAUUUCGUGUACAUUAUUUAAUUAUACGUGUAUUAAAGUUAAAUAAUGUUAAUGUUAAAUAAACAAAUGAAAUGAAAUGAAAUCAAAACGAAGCAAGCAAAAAAAAAAAGCGAUAAAAAUAACGAUGAGGCAGCAAGCAGAAGACGAAUGAAUUAUAUAUACAUAUACACAGAAAAAACCGACAUUAAAUAUAUAUUAAUAGUAUACAUAUACCAAUAACAAACAAAUAUACAAUUGAAGAAAAUAUUGCAUUAGGUUUUAUUGCUGAUAACUGAACAAGCUAACGAGUGCAAUAUAAUAUACUUAUAUACAAUGCAAUAACAGCAAGAUUAGCGACAAAAACAAACAUUUACAACUUAUGCGAAUGAAGCAAACAUUUACAUAAAGAAAAAGACUUGACUUCAUUGAAAACCCAAUUAAGUUUCUAUAGUACUCAGAUACUUUUGGUUUAAAGUUCUCUCGUUGCUAGUAAUACGUUCGCCAUUAUAGAUGAUUUGCUCCGAUUCUUUGUCCUUCUCAUGUUUGUAAAUAAUACUUUCAAUUAUCCUUUUCGUUUGCCUGUAAGGAUCUCUCCCCUCCACACUAGAGUUUUUGAUUUCGUUCAUGAGCGACAACAGUUCUCACGGAAAUGGCAGCUAUCUGUAGUUAAGUAAAUUUAUUUACAUAAUUGAACUAUGUUUAAAUAACAAUGGACUUAUAAAUAUAUAUAUAUAUAUAAAAAACGAUAAGCUUAUAAGCGAAACGAACAGCUUGUACAAAUGCUAACUAACACUAAUCCAUUCUCGACCUUUUUUUCGAUGCCACAAGUGUUUAUUCCUAAUCGACUUUUGCAUUAGUUUUUUAUUCGCGCUAUUCUCACGAUUGGAAAAGCUAAAAACUCAACCUUAAAACGCAAACAACAAUGUUAUCUGGUCCAUGAAAAUUAUUCGCUAUUAUUAUGCCUGUUAAGCGGCGAGUUCCCACAACACAAUCAAUCAAUUAUGAAAUACAAUCAAGCAAAUUUUUAAGCCGAAAUUUACAAAUUAAAAUUUUUAAACGGUUGUGUACGCAAACAAAUGACAACGGCAAAAUAAGCGCAAGAUAAUACCAAUGGCGAAUUAACAAUAAUAAUGAAUACCCUCUAGAGCGAUUUUCACAUGCUGCAUUUCCCGCGUUUUUCCCCCGAAUUUCCACAUUAAUUUCCGCAUUUCAUUCAAUUGAAAUAUUGAAACAGCCAGCAAGCGUUUUAAUCGCGAUUGACUUUGUGGACUUAAUCAAUCGAUAAUUGGUGUCAUUUAUAUUUUUGCACGUAUUUGCAUGUUACUAAAUCGAUUCGUGUGAAUUGCUAAAUCCUAAACAAUUGUUUAAUUAUUUACAACGGAAUAACAUAUGAAAUUGCGAGCAAUAAAAUUUCAUAUCUUAUAUACAGUGCGUAUAAAAAAUCGCAAACAAAUUAUAUAAAUCUAAUUGAGCAUACGUUUACGAGUAAGUUUUUAAUUUCACAUCGAACCCCAAUCUCCUGCCCUCCUAUAUCAACGAUCUUCGUUAUUAACCGAAAAGUAUAAAUAGGGGACAACCUAGGUGUUUUCCUUUGAAAUGAUUGAUUAAAUGAUUCAGUAAACGUUUACAUAAAUAACUGCAAAAUAACCCACCUUUAAAUAUAAAUGAAAGUAAAUUAAUAAUAGCAAUUUCUAUACCAUACGGAAAUCCUAAGCGCAGUUUAACGUGUGUAUAACUCUAAGUAAAUGAUAACUACCAGUAAAUGCUAACGAGUACGAAUAAUGUAUAUGUAUAUGCAAUUAAUUGUAAUCCUUGAAAUUAUGCACAAAUCCAAUGAAGAUGAACGACAAGAACAAAUGCGCACUAAACAACAAUUAAAAAACCAAAAUCCAGAGGAAAAACACCCGAAAACAAAUCAAAGACGAACAAAAGUUUUAAUCACAUUUUUUGAACGAACGUACGACAAUUGCGGUAAAGGUAUAGAAAUCUCACACACACACACAGACACACAGAAAAAAAAACAUAUAUUUUUGGCCUAUUUUUCUAUAAUCCUAACAAAAACAAGAACGAAAUUUUAAACGAGAAAAAUGACAACUUCCAUAAGGACAUGCCCAAAUGAAAGUACAUAAGUUCGACUGUAAAUAACAAAAGCGAAAGCGCAAUUUCCCCAAUAAUUUCAUAUUCCAAUUGAACGAAGUACUAACGAAGAUCGUUUAAUAACAAUUUAAUUAUUUUCGGUUUUAUUUCCCCUACUUUUUAGCCUAUUUAAACGUUUUCAUUUCCGUUUCUAAUUAAGCCUUUGCGUCUCGCACUCACUCACAGCAAACAGUAUUGUGUAUAAAAAGAAUUUGUAAAUAAACAUAUUACGUCUAAAUUAGUGAAACAUUUUGUAUUUCCCCUUUUUAAUUUUUAAAUGUUUUGUAAUUGUAGAGUUUUUAGUUUACAAAUUAUUUUUCGAGUACCAUAAAGUAGUAGGAGUCAACUUAGCGAGCAAAUACAGAUUAUGAAGCUGAAUAAAAACAAUUGUUGAAUUGAAUGUUAAAAGAUACAUACACAUAUACACACAAGCAACCAUAGGUACAUACACAGACACACACACACACACACAUACAAGUAUAAACGUACACUUAAGGAUAUAUAGUCAGCCCCCAAAAAACUUGUAUUUAUUUGUAUUUGUAUAUUUGCAGACGAGAGAGAGAAAUGAGAAAUCGUAGAAAAUCGUGAAAAAAACAUCAAAGAGAAAGAUGGAGCAUAUAAUUAACUAUGAGUAGCAAAUGGCGCACGCCAUUCGCACAAAUUAUCGAAUGAAAACACGGUCAAUCUAUUCUAUUGAUUUUCGUCUAGCCCAGAGUCUUAUUAAUUAAUUAAUUAGUAUUUGCUGUAAAUAAUUUUGCCUUCCUCUUUUCUAUCUCGCCGAAACUCUGUCUCUCUGUCUCUGUCACUGUCUCUGUCUUUCCCACACUAAUUUCGAUUGUGUAGGAGGUCUAGUUUUAGCAUAAUUCCCCCUUUAAUUUAACAAACGUUUUCUUAACUACUUAUAAUAAUUAAUUAUAUAUUAUACGAAUAUAUGAUAAAGCGGAAAAAAACAAGAAAAUACACAAAAAAACAAGGAAAAAAUGAAAACAAAUACACAACUUAAUAUACACUGAAAACGAAACCCAAACAUGCAUUUCUGAUUUUUACUUCGAUUCUUUCACAAGAUUACAGAAUUUGUUACUCAACUACUACUAUAUUUUUCUCUUCACAAAAACAACAACGACACCUGACAACACUCACCACAAGAACAACAAGUAAGUUAACAACUACACACGCAGUAAAUCAAAUACCAAACUAUAACUUUCUCAUGGAUCUAAAAACAUAGUGCACAUAUUUACCUUUUGAGUUUGAAAUCCUGCAAAACUAAGAACAUCCUUCCAAGGGCUUUUAUGUUGCCGCUGAAGAACACCUGAAGCAGCAAACUUUGAGUUAAUCCCAGGAUCCGUGGAUCCUUGCUGGUAAGUCCCGACGGGCGACCUCAGCUUCCGUAGUCCUUUGGCCACAUGGAGCUCUUCACUUGGCGGUCAGACAAACUUUUCAACAAGGUCUAGUAACUAGUUUUUACCCUUAAAUUAUUGCCCACGUUAAGUGUACACGAAUACAAGUCAGAGCACAAAUGUCAACUCUAAAGAAAGUAAAUGUUUAAUGUUCGAGGAAAUAAGAUGGGAGAUUUUGAAAUGGAAAUUGACACAGCUGUUUAGCGGUCUGGAAAAUGGAAAAUUUAGAAAUAUAUAUUUAAAUGAUUAAUAUCCUCGUAAAAAAAAAAACGUAUAAAUGUUAGUUGUGUUAGGUGUAGAUCCGCGAAAUGGAAUUAUAUAAUUUAACUGCUUUUGCUGAGCACAAAAGUGUCAACCAUCGCCCAAAAAUACUCGUACUAUUCAACAAGUAAACUAUGUGUAUUCGAUGUAUAUCCGUGUUUAGUACGAUCUAAGAUAACAUUUGAUAGCCAAAAGUUUGAAAAGUUUGAGCACAGAGAGAUUGUGGCCAAAGACAAUUUAUAGAGGCAUUGGAGGCUGCAUGCAAAACUGAAAAACAACGAACAUUUUUAAGCCAGAAAGAACCGCAGACUUGGACCUAAAGUGACCUUCAAUGGGCAUCAGGUGUUGUAGUCAUUGAUUCGGGUCAGCUUUUUAUGACCUUGCCACAAAAAGCCGCAACUCAAUGUAGCAAACAACCAGAGCCACUGGUGCAAUUCAAUGCCACUUUAAUUCCACUCAUAAGUGAACACAUUGCGCUGACCACUAAAAACCGAAAAACAAAAAAAAAAAUGAUAAGAAAACUUUCGAACAACAUGAUAACAUUGAUAACACUGAUAUUUGAGUAUGUUGAAAGGUCUUGCAUGCAAAUUGCUGAAAAUAAAUUGUGGGUUGGGGCAAUUCGAUCGGAAAACAGUGAAGAGCUUCAUGGUGUUUGGAAAAUUUCAAGGACAAAAUUCUAUUGUUAAAUGGAGAUGUUUUGGGGGAUUCUGUAAUUGAGCAGGAAUAAUUGGGAUAUCAACUUAAAGAGCAGUUUUUUUCACUUUUUUCCACAAAAUAUUUCAGCUAUUACGCACAGCUAACAUGUUUGCAAUUACUUUCAGCCAAGCCCACAUUAUAAUUUCAACCUUAAUUGAACCCAUUAAGUAUUCAUGCAAUUCAUUACACUUACAAAAUUAUAAAACAACAACAACACACACACACGAACCCUAAUAAAUUAUGUUCAAUUGAAACAAUUAGCGGGAGAAAUUAUGACAAACAAUUAGCAUUAACAAUUUUGCACUGUUGCACGUUUUAUGUGAUAAAUAAUUAUACCAAAUCAAAACGAAAAGCAUAAAUUAUAUGUAUGUAUUGAAAUGCACCACAAUUGCACUUACCUACAAAUUAUUAAGCGAUUAACGCGGACAACUGAAUUUGUAUUAGAGCCUGAUUAAUUAGUGAUUAUAUUUUGUGUGCAUCGUUGUUUGUAGAAAUCGCACGAAUCAGCACAAAAAAAAAGAACAAAAAACUCCGAGCAGCGAGGAAACCAAUCCCAUCCAACUGCUUUGGAUUGAGGAGCAAUCCGCCGAGUUGGUUGGGCCAGCAGAUCAGUCUUCCACGGCACCAAAAUCCCGAAUUUCAGACAUCAGUUCCCACAUGGUUUAGCUUUGGACGCGCACAGGGAGCACCGGUCCCAAUCCCAGACAUCAGGAAUGGCCACUUUUAAAUGGAAUCAAAAGAGUAUUUUCGAGCUAUAAACAUAAGUAGUCACAAGUACCUUAAUGCAAAUCGAGAUGUUAUGUAUGUGGAGGAGGCUUCGGCGAGUUGGGACUGCCGAGGGCCACGCCCACUCCGCCACAAGGACAUACAUUCCCUAAUACAUGCACACAAUCAAGGCUUAAAAGCAAUCCGUCCUCAAUUGACACUUUUGAGCGGAAUCUCCACAAAACACUCAAGCAGGCCGAAGAGUUCGACUCUAACGUUUACAUUAGGUCUAAACUAUCUGUACACUCGCCUCCCGAUCCCCGCCCCCGACCACGCCCCUCCCCACCCAUUCCAUGCACCCACACAUGCACGCACGCUCACACACACACACGCACACGCACACACUGACAAGCAAAUGCACUUAAAUUGUAAAUGUUGUGAUUAUAUAGCACCGCCUCAAAGUAUGCACCAAAUUUUUGUAAAAUGUAUUUUUGCACUAUUUUUAAAUGCACAGCGAACAGCCCAGUUGAAACUAAAUUUAAAUGUAAACAACGUAUUUUACCUAAAUUAGUUGAUAGACGUUGAAUAAAACAUAACUUACCGCCUGGAGAGGGGUAUUUCCUGUAACGUUCUUAUGUUAACUUAAACCAAAAGUCAAGAAAAGUCUGCGAAACAUUUUUUUCAAUCGAUAUGCAAUGUAAAUACAGAACAAAGAGGAUUGCUAUAGCGAAGUCUAAGUAAUUUAGAGAUUCUCACUAUGUAAAUAGACCAAAACCGAACAAAAAACAGAAGCUAACAGGACGAACAGGACAUCACAGAAGCAGAACCGAACCGAAACGUACCGAACAGGACGAGGAUGUACGAUGAUGUAGGACGAUGUAGGAUGAGGCGACACAGAGCAGGACGUUUUUAACUUUAAUUAGAAAGUGUUUUAUGUAUUAUGUACGUACGAGUAUGAGUAUGGUAGCCCACACAGGAAGUCCUACUAAUAAUUUCUAAGCCAUUUAACUUGUAAAUUAUUAUGGUUAUAAAUGUAUAAUGUAAAUGAAAGCGAGUCGGGUGUGGAAUAUACAUACAUAUAUAGAUGCGGGAGAAUGACAACUGCGAAACUCCAGGCAAGAACUACCAGCUAUAUACAUACAUAGAUGUGUACAUGUACAUCUGUGUGUUUAUGGUUAUAAAUGAUACCUACUUCAGUUUGCUUACGAAUCUAAAAACACACACAUACACAUAUAGGUACAUAGCAGCAGAUAUAUAUAUGUAUAUAUAUCUCAGCUGGUGAACCAAAAACUGGAUUCGAGUUCAAGCAAAAAACGCCCUAAAACAAAUAGAAACCGAACAAAACAAAAAAACGAUACCAUUAUUAUUAUUGAAAUUUAAUUAUAUGCGUUUGCGGCAUAAGGAACAAAUGUAUUACCAACAAAAUCUCUAUAUAUACACAACAAACUAAUUUAUGAGAUUAUAUAUAUACAUAUGACAGCAACAGAAGUAUAUGUAAAAUUAAAUAAAAACGAAGCCUCAGUCAGUAUAAAAAAA